Messenger RNA from Varroa destructor (honeybee mite), 10662 nucleotides. RefSeq lists its product as uncharacterized. Lineage: Eukaryota; Metazoa; Arthropoda; Arachnida; Mesostigmata; Varroidae. Gene Ontology annotation, biological process: mRNA destabilization. Gene Ontology annotation, molecular function: N6-methyladenosine-containing RNA reader activity; mRNA binding. The record is from RefSeq and is a predicted model, not a curated record. Gene Ontology annotation, cellular component: cytoplasm.
AUUAGGUGACGGUCUACGAUGAGGACCUAGUGUGUGCGUGUGUGUGUCUUGUGUUUUUUUCGUGCUUCUUGGCCGUUCUGGACCAGGUUUUGUGGACUGUAAGGCACAAACCGUGAGACGGCCAACCCCUGAGCGGCGUCUCGAGCCAAACCGCGUGCGGAUAUAUAGCGGUUGGCCCAUUUUGAGUAGACACGCCAAAGGCAACAACAACGAACAACGCCAGCCACAAUAGCAGACUCACUCUUACCACUACAGUAAUCUACAGCGACUGCAACUGCCCCUUUCUACUGCAUCUACUAGUGCUACUAAUAACUACUUCUACAUUAUUACUGCUAUUAAUUAUUAUUACUGCAAACUAGGGACUAGGGGCAGCGGUUGUAACAGCAACAGCAGCAGCAGCAGCAGCACCAGCAGCAGCAGUAGUAGCAGUACGGAUCGUCCACCGCCAUCGAGCACUGCCUGGCUGUCUCCGGACGUCCAGUUGUCUCGUCGGCGACGGGCCGCUCGACUGGUUUAACCGUUUCGUUGGUUUUACCUAUCGUGGCUGGUGCAGUUAGUGCGUCGUGGCGGUCCUGAAGGCCUGGUUGGGUGGCUGCCCAGUGGAAUUUUCGCCCACCACUAAUCAUCAACGGCGGCUCCCUGAUUACUUGGGCUCCCAAAUCCCAAGUGUUUUGUCGGUGUUUCAUAGAGAGCGACGAGAGAAGAACAAAAAGGACGAGUCGUCGUCAAUUUUGCCUGCCGCCAUCCAGUUGCGUUCGUUCGAGUAUGUGCAUGUGUACAGCCGUAUGACCGGUGCACAGUGGAAGCAGUUCACCGUACGCACAGGUCGGAAGAACGACUAGCAACAUAGCGCUGCUGGCGACAUAAAAAGAUACAGCAGAAAAAGAGACGAAGGACGAAAAAAGUUGUCGCUGCAAGACACCGCACAGGCGACAUUCACAAAGUAACAUUGUAAUAACAGUAUCAUUACUCCGUACAGCAGUUGAAUCCUAUUCAAACUCAGCGUGUACAACGGAACGCAGCUUUCAGUCAGCUACAACCACGACGGAAAUAGUUUACUGAUAGUGAGUUCUGGGCAGAACGAAAGCAGGCAUAAAAACGAGAAAAAAGCACGAGCAAAAAUUCAUAGAGCAAUCGUGUGGUGUCGUGUGUGCAUGCGUAUAUAUAUACACACACACAUAUAUAUAUACGUUUCUGUGGGCAGAUCUCCUCGUCUCCUACACGUCUAAGGCAGAAUCGGCUACAGUCACCAUUUGCAGCAGUUUCGACGACAAAUUUGUUGUGGUGGUCCCUGUGCAGCUGCUGCUGCUGGUUGGCAGAAACGCACUGUUUAACGCACAGAAGUGGACGCCGAAGCGACAACACUGACAAGAACAACAAUAACGAGAAGGUAACAGCAGUACUAAGCAGUGCGUGCUUAAGGAGACAGCAGCAGUGGAAGCAGCUGAAGAAAAAAUCGACGCCGGACGAAGAAGAGAAGCAGCAGCGGGCCCCUGGACUCUAAUUGAACCUCAGCCAUCAACCUGAUGUCCACAGCUGGCGCGGGGGGACAUGCAGCAGUGCACAGCAGCAGCAGCAGCGGUAGCAGUGGAGGCAACCAAAACAAUAGCGGCAGUGCAGUUAAUAACGGGACCGGGAGCAGUGCGAGCGGCGGUGCAAGUGCCGUUGAGCAGAGGAAACACCAGAAUCAGCAGCAGCAGCAGACGACAGCGACGAGCGCGAACGCGCAAACAACGACAAAUCACAACAAUAGUAACAGCAACAACAAUAACAACAAGCAGACGACGAACCACAACAACAACGGCAGCAACAACAACAGUAAUAACAACAAUAAUGGACCCUCACAACCACAACUGAGCAAUGGGAUCGGACACCAUCAUCAUCACCACCAUCAUGGGGGGUCAUCAUCACAACAACAUCCUCAACAGCAACAGCAUCACCACCACCAGCGGCAACAACAACACCAUCAUAUGGGAGGUUACGGUAAUGGUCACGGUGGCGGAAUCCAACAUCAUGGCGGCCCUCACGAUUCCAUGGAGCAUCUUGGCAAUGGGCCACCACACUCGAGGCUGAUGUCGACUGGGGGUGGCUCACAUUCUGCUCAUGGCGGACACGGGGGCGGACAUGGAGCCCCGCCGAAAAUCGACAUGAGCGCUGCACAGCAACAGCAGCAGGUGCAGCAAGUACAGGCACAAGCGGCAGCAGCCGCGCAACAGCAACAGCAUCCACAGCAGCACAUGAUGGAGGCGUGGUCCAGGAUGGCCGCCGCCGCCCCCCAGAUACCCCCAUCAGCGCACGGCGCCCACGGCCGUCAUACUGCGGCGGCUGCAGCUGCGGCAGCAGCAGCUGUCGGUGGUGGUGGCGGUGUGUUUGCACCGAAUCCGGCUCACUCGCAUCCGUCACAGCAUCCUGCGCCGCUGUCGCCAUUGUCGCCACUGGACCAACAGGGGCAACAGUUUAUGAAUCCUGCGGCCGCCGCUGCGGCCGCGGCAGCUGCUGCCUACUACCAUCCUUCGGUAUCACCGUACGGUACACCAUACGGCAGUGGUGAUGCGUUGGCAGGCGGAGCCGGCGGUUGGGGUGGCGGCGCGGGGGGUGGUGACGUAGCGCCACCUUUUUACGGUUAUACUCAUCCACCAUCAGCAGCGGAGUACCACCACGGAGGGCACCAUGCGACUGCCGCCCACCUGGCGCCUCAUCACCCUGGUCAUCCGACAUCACAGCUUGGUUCGCUUCCUACCAUCACCUCAAUCGGAUCGAUGGGAUCACUUGUGGCUCAUCAGGCAGCAUCACUGACAGGGGUAGCGUCUGAUCCCGCAGUCGCAGGAGUGGCUGCCGCAGGGCUCUUUGGCCCUGUCAGCAAUGGGGCCUAUCCACAGCACGCCCAUGCAGCGUAUGGCCCCCCAGGAGGCUUUGGUUACCCAUUUGCAGCUGCUGGAGCUCACUCGCCUGCACCGGGUAUGCAGGAAUAUGUGUGGAAUGCUGGGGGACACGAAAUGAUGGCACCUGACAGUCGAACAACACCACACCAUGGAACUCCGACCACGGCACAACAACAACAGCAGCAUGCGAAAGCGGCCUACGGCGACUAUUACAGAUAUGACUUAAUGGCGCCAGCAGCAGCCAUGGCCAUGAAUGGUGUCGCCGGUGCGGGCGAUAAGGCCGCAGCCAUGGGUGGCCUAAAGGGCCUUGAAUGUCAGCUUGCCGGUUUGUCGAUCGCGGCUCCAGCGUCAUCGACGAUGGCAACAACUACGGCAUCAGCAACUACCGCUGGUUUGCCGCUCACCUCGAAGGAAGCUGGAACGGCCGUUGGUGUAGCCGAAGUAAUGGCUUCCUCGGGUUCUAGUGCAGUAGCGCAGACGACAACAACAAUGGGAACGGGCCAGUUGGCGGCCGCCCUUGGGGAUCAUGAGGGCGGUGGUAUUAGUGUGAAGGACCCAGUCGACAGCAACGUUAGCGGUACCAGUAACAACAGCAGCAGCACAAACCCCCACCCACAGGUGGCAACCGGCCAGCCCGCUGCCCACGAAGUCUCGGAUGACCACAGCAACGCAGAGGCUGUGGUUGCAAAAGGAAAACGUGACGAGCAGCAGCAGCAGCAGCAGCAGCAACAAAACGACGAACACAAUCGAAACAAUGCGAAUAGCGGGGGCGGCAGCAGUUGUGGUGCAACGGCAGCUCAUGGAAAUAUUGCCAAUGGAAACACAGUUGAUCCCAACAAUUGUGUCGAUGAAACUGCCCCAGCCGACGCCGUUAGAAGUGACGCACUCAUACAGCAACAAAAUAACGGAGCACAAUCAACGCACGACUCUACGCUGAAAGCAAACGAAGGAGGCGGUCUGGGCCCGGGCGAAGGUGAUGGUUUAAGGAGAGAUAUUGGAACUGAUGACAGCCAAGGGGAAGGACACGCUGAUGAUGGAGGCCGCGUGUCAUGGGCGAAUAUGGACUCGCAGCCUCCGUUGAAGCUGGGCCCAGGUCAUCAAACAAGCUCUGCUCAAGUAAGCAGCGUGCCGGAUGAGAACAGGGAAAUAUCUAUCACCGUAACGCGAAGCUCUGCCUCAGACAAAGAAGCAUCACCGGAGGCCGAUGAUGACGCAGGUACAACAUUGAGCCAAACCGCGACGGCGUCACUCAGUAUCUCAACGUGGGACUGGAGUGCAGAGACCACCACGAAGGACUGGAGCGCCUCACCGCCACCUCAAGACCUUGAAGUCGUUGAUGAUCCAGUUGACAGAAAUUCUCCCGUCGUGUGCAAUAGGCCGGUCAUCGCCGAAAGGCGAACUGGAAUCCGACCCAACAUCACUGAUGGGGACCGAGAGAAUAUCAGAGAUAGCAGGGAAGACAUGGAACACACGACAGAAACGUCAGUGGAGACCUACCCUCUGCUUGAAGAGCUUAUUCGUAAGAACAACUACAAUCCGUCGUACUUCGACUUCCGAUCCGAGGGUGCCCGCUUCUUCGUGAUUAAGAGCUACUCUGAAGACGACGUGCAUCGCAGCAUUAAAUAUUCGAUCUGGUGUUCGACAGAACGCGGUAAUAAGAAGUUAGACAUUGCUUAUCGAGAGCAACAAAGCCGAAACGGAAACAGGCCUAUUUAUCUCUUCUAUUCUGUCAAUGGAUCAGGGCAUUUUUGCGGAAUGGCUCAGAUGACUUCAACAGUUGACUACAAUACGUCGACGGGCGUUUGGGCGCAAGACAAGUGGAAAGGAAAAUUUAACGUAAAAUGGAUCUUUGUAAAAGAUAUCCCAAACCAUGAAUUUCGGCACAUUGUGCUUGAGAACAAUGACGGUAAACCAGUAACGAAUUCGCGGGACACUCAGGAGGUUCCAGAGGCAAAGGGACGACUUAUGCUCAAGAUCCUUACUAACUUCAGACACAAAACAUCACUUUUUGAUGACUUCAUGCACUACGAAACGAAGCAGCAGAAAAUCGAGGAUGAACGGAGGCAAAACAACAGCCAUCACAGUUCACAGGGCCGAGACCGAUCGGGAACCGGUGGAGGGAGUAGUCGAGGAGUGUUCCGCGAUCGCGAACGAGUGCCGCCGACAAUGCACCACGACGACUAUAGAGACCACAACGGUCACCACAAUCACCGGGAUCAUACGAACCCUAACAACCGCGACUUCGGCGGCCGAGACGGAGGCAGUAGCGCGUAUCAUCGAGACUAUCGGGACAGUCGGGAUAAUCGGGAUGGCCGUGGCGGCGGGGGCCAUCGUGGAGCGUUCGGUUUCAACACCUCGCGCGAUUCGACUAACAGGGAUAGGGACGUUAGAGGCGAUAGCCGAGGUGACAUGCGAGAUAACCGGGGAGGAGGUUUCGGUAGCAGCAACAACAGCCGAGAUAGCAGGGACGGUCGAGAAAAUCGAGAUAACCGGGACAACAAUCGGGACUCGUUUAGCAACUUCCGACGGAGGGACAACCGAGAUCGGGACCGAGACCGAGAUCGGGAUCGCGAUCGAGCGGAACGGGACAGGCCAGACCGGGGCGAUCGGAUGGACCGAGACCGUAUCGAUCGGGAUCAUCAUUACCAUCAUCAUGGUAAUCGCGAUCAACAAAGAGAACACAGUCGGUCAGGCUUCCCAUUUGGCGGAGGUGGGGCCAAUUCGGGGCGACAGUUCUGAACAGCUAGAGAUACGAUGAUGGUUAUAAUCGGUUAUGACCAAAAUUUAACAAGUCACAAACAAGCUGAUUCUCUAUAUAAGACGAAACUGAAAGAAGAUGGCGUUAAUCCGCUUGUAUCUGCUGCUGGGUGACAAACGGGUUACAAAAACGCGUUUAUUUCGAGUGUGUUCUUUUUACGUUCAAUAACAACUACUUCUUGUGCGCAUGCGCUUGUAUAGAUGUGUGUGUAGCCACAAUGAUUUGACGUGUUAAUGCGUACUGUAUACCGGCAUAAAUGGCAUGAAUGGCUAUAGAUGCGUGCGUCCUAACGCCGUAAGGAUUUACGAUUAACGGCCAGUAGAGUCUCUCUCAGCGGCCGUUACCGUGACAACGUCGUUGCGCGUUCUACCUCGUCAACAUCGAGACGAACCUCGCACGGCGUGGUUUGUUUGAUGUUCACCAACUCUCAGGCACACACUUUGAAACACAUUCGAAUGGAGACACCUAUGCUUGUUGUAGCAAAACUAGAUCCUACGUUACUCUAUCCCAGGCCUCGAUCGAUGCUUGACGAGCAUCUUGACAAGCUCGGCGAACCGUUCUUGAUGAUAGAGAUGCUCCCGACGACUGUCUCUUGCUGUUGGUCGCUUUGAACGUAUGUGAUCGAAUUGAUGUUGUGUUCAACAAUGCAACACGAAACAAGCGCAGCAACUAACGCUUAACUGUGCUAGUAUAGGUGUCGGGAUAUAAGGCGUCGAGGGCCAGCUAAAAACGACAAAUUAGUAAAGGAUUCGAUAAAAAUAUUUUCUUCGUGGGGUGGGGUCCGCCACGCCCUUUGCUUGUCUCAUGUUCAAAGCUUACGCCGAUCUAGUACGGAUGCAGUCAACUCCGUCAAAGAUGUCUAAAUACGAUUUUGACAUGUCAUUCGGCUGUUUGACAGCGAUCGUCCCUUUUCAUCCAGUAAUCCUGUCUGGGGCGCGGGAGUUUGUAUGGACAGAAAUGCGCCAUUAGUUUAUCUAAUCCAUCAUAGAAUUGAGCGCCUUGGUUGAAAAGAAACGCGACGCCCAAACAAAAUAGGGAAAGAUUGAAACCAAUGCAACAAUUGCGUGCUUUUUCCUUUCUUUCUCCAUGAUGUCCUGCCGGAACAUGGGACAAUGCGUAUUCAUUAAGGUGCGUAUUCGAUAGCCAUUGCUGCGCGUCUUUCCAUCGGAUACUUUAGCUGUUUGCCCCCCGCCCCCCGCCCCCCAUCUCACCCGCAGAUGUUGGGUGGCCAUUGAACAAUUGGACGCACACAGAUAACACUGCACAUCCCGGCGAAACGGACCGAACAGCGGUAGACAACAAACGGCAGCACCGAAUGUCAUUACGAAUGCAGGCUAAUAAUAAUCACGACGACGACGACGACGACGACGCGUGAAUAUAACGACAAAACAUUACUAUCAGCUGCUCCGGGCGCUGUUAUUAUUAUAAUUCCUAAUUAUAAUAAUGAUGGUACAUAUUAGCUAUUAUAUAUACAUAGCUAUAUAUAACAAACAAUGCCGAUCUAUUAGUAAUAACAAUGCAAAUACAAACAAAUCUGAUAGCAGGACGUAGAAACAGUGUCGAAUCCAGGUACGUGCACGCGGAGACGAUGAGUUCGACGCGCUCGGACGUGCGUAUACACAUAUAUAUAUAUGUGUGUAAUAGUAGAUAUAUAAAUACAACAGCGGAUGGAUCAACAAAGGGCACGGCAAUGUGGGAGUUGUUUAAAAACGGAAAAAAACGAGGCGGUACUGGGAACAGUGAAAGCGAAACGCACGGAAGAGUAUGGGAUAAAUUCUAAAUGUAAGUAGAGACUUUUUAGCGAAAACAACACGAAAAGGCAACUGAUAGGAAGCUGAAACCACCUAUGAAACUGUAAACCUUCAGGCACGUCGGUCUCCCACAUAACCCAAUGUGGCACCUUACAUGUGGCCUUAAGCGCUGCGUGGCGAGGAAGUGUCACAAUCGCAAAUAAUUAUGGAUGAAUGGUGACCACGAAUCGUAGUUGAAUUCUGAGGUGACGAAAUGAAGGAAGGAAGCAGCAGCCAUUGUAAGCAGGCAUUAUGAUGAUUAUAAUUCAACAUUAGCUUAUUGUUGCAUGAACUCAGAGCCGGAAUGAAUCGAAUCCAUAUCUCAAACCGGUAUGGUCUAUUUGAGGAGGUAUGUGUUCUGGCGAAUUCGGGAAUUUUCAAAGCAGUCGAUUUUUUGUAUUGUUCAAUCUAGCCAUUCAAUGUGCGUUUUGUCUUUUUUGUUUUUUUUUUUUUGUACUUUUGCUGGGGAUCUCGAUUUUUAAGUUACCAACUAUUAGAAAAUGUAAUGAAAAAUACGAACGUUGCCUGGAUGAUACCUGUCUGUUGCUUCGUCUUUUGCCGUUCCACCUCCGCGGCGGUUCGAAUCGAUAGCUGAAAUUACUUGAGCGGCUCGUUCGUGUUGCUGAAGAGAACACUGUAGACCGGAGCGUUUUAUUAUAUUAUGACAUUACACGAAAAUACCAAUGAGAAAGGAUACUGGUGACACAUUGAACAUUAUGAUAAUUAUUAUCAGCACGCUAUAUAGAUAGACGAUAAUAAUGAUGGAAACAGGAAUGAGAAUAUGAUUAUCGCGAUGAAUAAUAACAACAAUGAUAUUAAUAUUAACAACAACCAUAUAUAUAUAUAUAUAUACAUAUAUAUAUAUACAUACAUAUAUAUAUAUACAUACAUAUAUAUAUAUAUAUAUAUAUAUAUACGCGAGAAAGAGGGAGUAAAAGAAGUUCUUUAGACCGGAAAUGAUGUAUGGGAAUACUGUGAGUAAGGAUUCUAAUACAGUUUUGGGAUAGGAUACAGAUGAUGUUAAGCACAAUUGUACGGCUUAGGCAGAAGAAUGAACGAAGUAAGCUGUUUGAAUUAAGUAAACCGUAACUGAUUGUCCUGACGGAGUUGAUUACCGCUAAAAAAAACAAUAGCCAGUGCGGAGAGAAUGGUGAUGACCGACACAUCGAGGAAGGUAUUGUGCUAGAUGUAAAAGCGAAAAAGGCGAAGAGGGUGAAGCUCGUAAGAGAUGAGAAAUACGUCGAAAAAAAAACCAAUUCUACUUGUGAACGAGGACAAUAGCGAGGGCGAACAACAACAACAACAAAAAAAUAGUGGACGAAAUGUGAUCAGGGCAAGGAUAUAAUGAUUCGUGGGGCGGACAGACAAAGAUGGCGGAAAGAACUUCAUUAUGGCAGUGUUGCAUCGACAAGUGCGAAGAACUGCGAAGAAGGUAGACGUUUGUUUGUUGCUAUUCUUUUAUUAUCUUUGUAUUACGAUGAUUAUUAUUAUAACGAAGGUAACAAAAACCACCGCUGGGCUUCGAAGGGUCAGGAAGCAGGAAAGCGUAUGGGUGGGCUGGUGGGCGUUUGCAAGACGAAGACGAAGCACGCUUGAAGUGAAGUGGAGGUUAACCGGAGCCGGCUCGCGACCUCGAUGACGUUCGAUCACUUGAUAAUGACAGUGGUGGUAAUGAUGAUAAUCGAUAAAUUCAUUAAUGGACUGAUUGACCGAUUUGUAUGACGGUUUGUCUGAUUGACUGAUUGAACGAUGGAUGGAUUGUUCAACCGAUAAUAACAAAGGAUACGAACUAAAGAACAGAUCAAAUCAACUAUAUAGACGUCACACACACAUAUACACACACACUAGAGCGCAUACAACCUUAAGCGAACACAUUUUGAGAAAUAUUUGACAUUAGUACAGGGAGAAAGUCGGUACGCGACGCGCGAGCAAAUGAAUUUAUGGAUAGAUAGAUAACAAUAAUAAUAAUAAUGAUGAUGAACUAAUAAAAACACGACAAUUUAAAAUGAUAAAAACGAGAAGACAUCUAGGACGGCUGUUGAUUCAUAAUACUGCGAUGAUGGAUAUUAUUUUACUAUAUUAGUAAGAUGAUGCUGAUGUAACACUGUUGUAUAACUUACCAUUCUAAAGGAAAGCAAAAAUGGGAAGAUCGUGAAGAUAGCGUACAGCUAAUAUAGAGUUAGUAAAGGACGGAAACGGCCUCAUACUGAAUAUGGAGAGAAAAAAACUAAUAAUCACUAAUAAUGUUCUAGCGCUUUGAUGCGGCAAUAACUGUCGUAUUAAAACGGUUAUGACAGAUAAACACGCAAGCGACAACUACAAUAGUAGUAAUAACAUAAAUAAUUAAUGAUAAUCUUCAUAAUGAUAACUACAUGGAGAACAAUAACUGUGUGUGAGAACGACAGAAAGGAAAACGAGACAGUUGAAAGCAAGAAAAUGAUUGCAGGUGGAAAAAUUUAUAGAUGGAAGCAUGAGGCAGAAAUGGACAUGGGAGUGCAUGAUAAGUCGCGCAGGUCACGCAGCUCGGCGAAGGUUCCGUUUAUUUUUGUGUUUUUAUAUAAAAAAAAAACUAAGAAAAGAAAAGAGCGAUAGCACAAAACAUUAUUACAAUGAAGCUAAAACAAAAAACAUGGGAAACACGAUGACAACAGACUAAUUAUACUAAGAGUACACUGCGUAGAACAUACAUGCGUUAGUGACGCAACAAUAUGCGAACCAAUAAGCAACAGCAACAGCAACAGCAACAGAUGGAGCAGGAAAAAAUGAGCAGCAAAAACGGUAAGUGAAAAUAAUGGGAAAACGUUUCGAAAUAAAGCUGGGUGGGGAUUAUCUAGAGAUGCCGCCAACCAUGGAAAAAGUCGCUCUCUUAGAAACACGGACGAUUACAAGGAACAGCUAGUACACCUUCAUGCAACAAUAAUAAAUCAAUUAUGAACAAUAAACAGACAACAACAUUAAGAACAGCAAUGACACACAAAUAUAUAUACACAGAUAUAGUGAAGGAGAACAAAGUGCACAGAGGGAGAGAAAGAUAAUUGAUCGAAGACUUAAGCGAACAAGGGAAAAACCAUUAUAAUAGAGGCACACAAAUAAACAUUCUAGUGGGGAUGAAAAAAUCAUAAAAACUCGAAGAAUGCUCGACGUUUAUUCGCUGAUGGCGGAAGAAAAAUAAUGACACCAGAUGGAGUUAAAUACAAUAAUGAAGCGACGACUGGCGGAUUAAGGAAGUGAA